Messenger RNA from Colossoma macropomum (tambaqui), 2063 nucleotides. It is a transcript of the gene pitpnc1b, whose product is annotated as phosphatidylinositol transfer protein cytoplasmic 1b. Gene Ontology annotation, molecular function: phosphatidylinositol binding; phosphatidylinositol transfer activity. Gene Ontology annotation, cellular component: cytoplasm. The transcript is spliced from 10 exons. NCBI's taxonomy places the organism in Eukaryota, Metazoa, Chordata, Actinopteri, Characiformes, Serrasalmidae. Bases 579 to 1508 code for a protein of 309 amino acids. The record is from RefSeq and is a predicted model, not a curated record. Gene Ontology annotation, biological process: phospholipid transport.
GGAGGAGGGGAGGAGGGAGGAGGGGGCGCGGAAGGGUGGAGGGAGGAGAGAGAUAAGUUUGGAGAAGGAAAGGAAAGAAUUGGGAGGGAAGCGAAAGAAGCCUGGAAGCAGAAGUGGGCGGGGCCCAAGAAAGAACAGGGUAAAGUUACACAUAAGACAACAAAGGCCAGCAGGCAGGAGAGAGAGAGGGAGGGAGAGAGAGAGAGAGAGAGAAAGAGAGAGAAACUGAAAGAGAGACAUCUACAGAGAACACGGGCGAGAUAACAGAAAAAGGGAAGAUGGCUUUAGGUUCAACUUUAUGACGUAAGAUGACUGCUGGUAAAUGACAAGUGCGAAAGAAGGAAGGAAAGAGUUGCUGGUGGAGGAGUGCGAGGGUUAAAGAGAAAGAGGAGAGAGAGAGAGAGAGCAAUAGAGAGAGAGGGAGGUAACUACAGUACACUGAGCAGGCUGUGAAUUGGGCGUCUUGCCUUUACGCUGAGUUGUUUUAGAUGAACAUGUGAGCAAAAGUUUGCAGGCAGAUCACACUACGGACACACCGAGAGAGCGAGAGAGAGAGCGAGAGAAAAACAAACCUGACCAUGCUGUUGAAAGAGUACAGGAUAUGCAUGCCUCUUACUGUAGAGGAGUACAAGAUUGGGCAGCUGUACAUGAUCAGCAAGCACAGCCUCGAGCAGAGCGGUGGAGGGGAUGGGGUGGAGGUGGUCCGUAACGAGCCCGACAUGCACCCCCAGUACGGACAAGGCCAAGUCACAGAGAAACGCAUUUACCUCAGCAGUAAACUGCCCUCCUGGAUGAGGAAGUUUGUGCCCAUGAUCUUCUACGUGACGGAAAAGGCCUGGAACUUCUACCCCUACACCGUCACAGAGUAUUCAUGCUCCUUCCUUCCUAAGCUGCAGGUCAAGAUUGAGACGCGCUUUGAGAAUGACAACGGCAGCAACGAGAACGUGUUUGGAGACGGCCCCACUCCCCGAGACAGCGUCUGCUUCUUAGACAUACUGAGCGAUCCAAUUCCGGACAAACACUACAAAAAAACAGAGGACCUGAGCAGCUGGGUGUCCAAGAGGACGGGCCGGGGCCCCCUGGUGGACGGCUGGAGGAACAGCGCCAGGCCCAUCAUGUGCUCCUACAAGAGAGUGCAGUGCAGUUUCGAGGUUUAUGGCUUCCAGAGCAGGACAGAGGAGUUCAUCCACAGGAACAUUCGGGACAUCCUGCUGGUGGGACACAGGCAAGCAGUGGCAUGGACAGACGAGUGGCAUGGGAUGAGUCUGGAGGAAGUGAGAGAGUUCGAGAGGAAGCUGCAGCAGGAGACCAACAGCAAGCUGAAGUGCGACAGGACCGACUCAGGCCCAGCGUCCCUGCGCCCCUCCUUCUCCCGCUCCCUCUCUGUCACGGAUGAGUCGUCGUUGAAGAAGAUGGGCCUGAAGACUGUGUCUAUCCCGGACUGUUCAUCCCGUCCCUCCUCUUACUCAGUCAAGAGCCCUGUGAGAUUGAACUCUAAUCCAGAAUGACCCCCCUUCUUCCACCACGGUCCUUCUGCAGGGAUUAAACCACCUCAACAACUGCAGCUGGACAGAACUUUGUACUUUUCAAAGAUGUUAAAGGUCACAGUUUCAAUAGGAUGUCUAUAAUCAUUGUUAGAGUAAAAUAAAUAUAAGCUACGCACAGAUUUUUUAAAUGCCAAAUCCACUCACUACCUGUGAGAGGUUCCCUCCUUCAGGUUAGCUGCUAAUCUAUCUAGUGGCAGCUAAUAACUCCAAAGGCGUGGUCUGUGCUCACCUCACCAAGCUGCCUUAAGGCCCACACACUAGCUUCAAAAUUAGUCAGGAAUGAGCCGCACCGCAGAAAUCCUAUAGCAAGCAGAACUUUGACAUGAGGAUUUGCAUCAUUGACCAAUAGCACAACUGCGUUAGCUGUGUUGACCUCUGUCCUUCGUGUAGCACCACAAGUGAAAACAUCAAGGGCUAUGUUCACAUUACAAGCCUCAUUGCUCAAAUCCGAUCUCUCUGACACGAUGGUUCACACUCGUUUAGGUAAGUAACUCAAAUCUGUCAUUAAUGUGAUAA